AUGAGUGGCUUUCUUAUGCGACUCGGCAGUCCAUACUAUCUAGCCCGAGUAGCGCUCCUAGGUGUUUAUGUAGCUGUCCGUAUUCUCUGCAACGAUGCAUUCAGCGAGGCUAUUGACGAAACAACAGGGACCAAUAAAGAAGUGAUAUUGCUUCUAUUGACCGCUUUAAUAGCCAUGAAUAGAGUUUCCAAGAGACCAGUGUUAGAACUCAAGGUCGCUACCUUCCUCACAUUAGCCCUGUCUUACUGUGCGGUGACACUCUACUUUGUUAGUACCCGCCUGUGUGCAUGGUUCAUAUUGGCCUGCAUGAUGGUAGGGAUCACAGCGGGUUCUCCGCAGUAUUCUGGAGAACGAUGCGUCGAGUAUAUCGGAGGACUUGCUGAAAUCAAUAGCCGUGUACUCGUGAAAAACGCGAGUAAGAAAGGCCAGAGGGCAGUCUCUCGAGAGGAGACUCCCUCGCAUUGGCUCGUCCUUUUCAAUUCACCCUCGCUGCCGGUUGCCCAGGAAGCAAGUUUCAUCUUCGCUUCGAUUGCUGAGAAGUAUCACCACGCCGGAGUGCUCCAGUUCGGGUUAGUAGACGUUGACAGAUGGCCAGAUGCUGCCGCCUCCCAGCACAUCGAUCCUAGUUUGAAAUCCGUCCAGCUACCAUCAGUAAUUCUCUAUAAUAAUGGCAAGGUGAGUCUCAUCAUGCAGUACAGAAACCGACUGUAG
Messenger RNA from Perkinsus marinus ATCC 50983, 711 nucleotides. RefSeq lists its product as hypothetical. Lineage: Eukaryota; Perkinsozoa; Perkinsida; Perkinsidae. Bases 1 to 711 code for a protein of 236 amino acids. The transcript has 6 exons. The record is from RefSeq and is a predicted model, not a curated record.